UAUGAUGUUGAUCUGACUCUGAAGAAAACUAUCCUCACACCAUCAAUGCUCGGGCCCUAAAAAAUACAAAAUAUUGUGUAAACAACCAAUCAACACGGACAAAAGGGGAAAAAGUCAAGUAUUACAUAACCAGCCAUGUUUUUGCUUGCAACUUUUUGGCCCCUUGAGGCAUGAUACCGACAAGAUGUGAUGUACAUAUAAACGGUCGAAUCAACACAAAUCAUCUCCAAAGGUUGUGCUACUGUAUCAUAUUACUAGUAAGGAGGGGAAGCAACAGCUUUGAGCCGCAAUUGAGUUGACCGUGUAUCCAUUAGUUAUCUACCUUGGUGAGUAUACACAAGUCAGAAAUAUAAUUCAGCUCUAUAGCAUUGAACUUUUUUUUCACUAUGUAUGUUUUGUUUCAGUCACAGAUGGACAACCUGACAUUCAAAUACAGCGUACUCUUACUGGAGGGACUGAAAGUAACACCUCAGUCAAGCCAUCUCGUCAUUAUUCUUCUGUUGCUUGCUUAUGUAUUUAUAAUGAUAUCAAACAUUGGAGUUUUGAUUCAGAUCUUGAUAGAUAGAAGUUUACAUGAGCCCAUGCACAUUAUUUACUGCAAUUUACCACUGAACGAUGUACUCGGGACAACUGUUAUCAUGCCACGCCUGCUGAAGGAUAUUUUAACAGAUCCCCCUACGCGCUACAUUUCAUAUGGGGAGUGUGUGUUUCAAGCAUAUUUUGCACAUUUGUAUGGAACAACAUCUCACACUGUCCUCAUGAUCAUGGGCUUUGAUAGAUACAUAGCCAUAUGUAAUCCAUUACGAUAUCCAUCGAUAAUGACCAACAGAAUGAUUGUGAAAUUAUGUGCAGGAGCCUGGGGUGUUGCAUUAUUGCUGGUGGGAAUUCUGAUCAGUCUGUCUGUACGUCUGUCUCACUGCAGAUCGCUAAUCCAGAAUCCCUUUUGUGACAAUGCUUCACUGUUUAAAUUGUCCUGUGAAAGUGUGGUGAUAAAUAAUGUGUAUGGAUUAACAUUUACUGUGGUUUUACUCACCUCUUCAAUGGGGAGCAUGUUCGUGACAUAUCUCAGGAUUGCAAUGAUAUGCAUCAAAAGCAAAGACAAAGCAACAAACAGUAAAGCCAUAAAAACCUGCAGCACUCACUUGGCUGUGUAUUUAAUCAUGCUGAUCUCUGGAUUCAUCAUAGUUAUUCUUCAUCGUUUCCCUGAAUAUUCUGACAAUAGGAAAUUAUCUAGUAUAAUGUUUCAUGUUGUACCCCCAUGCUUGAAUCCCAUAAUAUAUGGGUUGCGAGCAAAGGAAAUACGACAAAGGAUUUUAAAAGUCAUUUUUAGAAAUAAAGUAAAUUCAAAUGGUUAAUU
Triplophysa rosa is the source of this 1357-nucleotide messenger RNA. Its product is annotated as olfactory receptor 1-like. Gene Ontology annotation, cellular component: membrane. Lineage: Eukaryota; Metazoa; Chordata; Actinopteri; Cypriniformes; Nemacheilidae. Gene Ontology annotation, molecular function: G protein-coupled receptor activity; olfactory receptor activity. The transcript has a single exon. The record is from RefSeq and is a predicted model, not a curated record. Gene Ontology annotation, biological process: G protein-coupled receptor signaling pathway. The coding region runs from base 387 to 1355 and encodes 322 amino acids.